UGGCCCUGUGACAUUCAUUCCUGUUGUCAUUUGGUGACUGACCAAUCAGAUGGGUAGAGUGUGUUACAGAAAUUGGCAGCAAGUAUCCAAUGGGUGAGAGAAGAAGCCAACUGGGGAAGUGGGCAGCCCUGACGUGAUGUGCUCGGCCAGUGGGGACAUUCCUUUCCAAAAGAGGUCGGUGUGACGCAUCUGGAAAUCCACCAUCGGGAAGACCGCCACAGGGUUGGCAGAAGGGGUGACAGCUGCAUUCUCCUGUGCCUACCACGUAACCAAAAAAUGAAGGAGAACUACUGUUUACAAGCCGCCCUGGUGUGCCUGGGCAUGCUGUGCCACAGCCAGGCCUUUGCCACGGAGCGGCGGAGCCACCUGCGGCCCUCCUUCCACGGGCACCAUGAGAAGGGCAAGGAGGGGCAGGUGCUACAGCGCUCCAAGAGGGGCUGGGUCUGGAACCAGUUCUUCGUGAUAGAGGAAUAUACCGGGCCUGACCCCGUGCUCGUGGGUAGGCUUCAUUCCGAUAUUGACUCUGGUGAUGGGAACAUUAAAUACAUUCUCUCAGGUGAAGGAGCCGGAACCAUUUUUGUGAUUGAUGACAAGUCAGGGAACAUUCAUGCCACCAAGACAUUGGACCGAGAGGAGAGAGCCCAGUACACACUAAUGGCUCAAGCGGUGGACAGAGACACUAAUCGGCCCCUGGAGCCGCCGUCGGAAUUCAUCGUCAAGGUCCAGGACAUUAAUGACAACCCUCCGGAGUUCCUGCAUGAGACCUAUCAUGCCAACGUGCCUGAGAGGUCCAAUGUGGGAACAUCGGUAAUCCAGGUGACAGCCUCAGAUGCAGAUGACCCCACCUAUGGAAAUAGCGCCAAGUUAGUGUACAGUAUCCUCGAAGGACAACCCUACUUUUCAGUGGAAGCACAGACAGGUAUCAUCAGAACAGCCCUUCCCAACAUGGACAGGGAAGCCAAGGAGGAGUAUCACGUGGUGAUCCAGGCCAAGGACAUGGGUGGACACAUGGGCGGACUCUCAGGGACAACCAAAGUGAUGAUCACACUGACUGAUGUCAAUGACAACCCACCAAAGUUUCCACAGAGCGUAUACCAGAUGUCUGUGUCUGAAGCAGCCGUGCCUGGGGAGGAAGUAGGACGAGUGAAGGCUAAAGACCCGGACAUUGGAGAGAAUGGCUUAGUCACAUACAAUAUUGUUGACGGAGAUGGCAUGGAAUUAUUUGAAAUCACAACGGACUAUGAAACUCAGGAGGGCGUGGUGAAACUGAAAAAGCCCGUAGAUUUUGAAACCAAAAGAGCAUACAGCUUGAAGGUAGAAGCAGCCAAUGUGCACAUCGACCCGAAGUUCAUCAGCAACGGACCUUUCAAGGACACUGUGACGGUCAAGAUUGCAAUAGAAGAUGCUGAUGAGCCCCCCAUGUUCUUGGCCCCAAGUUACACCCAUGAGGUCCAAGAAAAUGCAGCUGCUGGCACUGUGGUUGGGAGAGUGCAUGCCAAAGACCCUGAUGCUGCCAACAGCCCGAUAAGGUAUUCAAUCGAUCCUCAUACUGACCUCGACAGGUUUUUCACUAUUAAUCCAGAGGACGGGUUUAUUAAAACUACAAAACCUCUGGAUAGAGAGGAAACUGCCUGGCUCAACAUCUCUGUCUUUGCAGCAGAAAUUCACAACCGACAUCAGGAAGCCAAAGUCCCAGUGGCCAUUAGGGUUCUUGAUGUCAAUGAUAACGCUCCCAAGUUUGCUGCCCCUUAUGAAGGCUUCAUCUGUGAGAGUGAUCAGACCAAGCCACUUUCCAACCAGCCAAUUGUUACGAUUAGUGCAGAAGACAAGGAUGACACAGCCAAUGGACCAAGAUUCAUCUUCAGCCUCCCCCCCGAAAUCAUUCACAAUCCAAAUUUCACAGUCAGAGACAACAGAGAUAACACCGCAGGGGUUUACGCCCGGCGCGGAGGGUUCAGUCGGCAGAAGCAGGAUUUAUACCUCCUGCCCAUCGUCAUCAGUGAUGGUGGGAUUCCGCCCAUGAGCAGCACCAACACCCUCACCAUCAAGGUCUGCGGGUGCGAUGUGAACGGGGCUCUGCUGUCCUGCAACGCAGAAGCCUACAUCCUGAACGCCGGCCUCAGCACCGGGGCGCUCAUAGCCAUUCUCGCCUGCAUCGUCAUUCUCCUGGUUAUUGUAGUGUUGUUUGUGACCCUGAGAAGGCAAAAGAAAGAACCACUCAUUGUCUUUGAGGAAGAAGAUGUCCGUGAGAACAUCAUUACCUAUGAUGAUGAAGGAGGAGGAGAGGAAGACACCGAAGCUUUUGAUAUUGCCACCCUCCAGAAUCCUGAUGGGAUCAAUGGAUUUAUCCCUCGCAAAGACAUAAAACCUGAAUAUCAGUACAUGCCUAGACCUGGACUCCGGCCAGCACCCAACAGUGUGGAUGUCGAUGACUUCAUCAACACGAGAAUACAGGAGGCUGACAAUGACCCCACGGCCCCUCCUUAUGACUCCAUUCAAAUCUAUGGUUAUGAAGGCCGGGGCUCGGUGGCUGGGUCCCUGAGCUCCUUAGAGUCUGCCACCACAGAUUCAGACUUGGACUAUGACUAUCUACAGAACUGGGGACCUCGUUUUAAGAAACUAGCAGACUUGUAUGGUUCCAAAGACACUUUUGAUGAUGAUUCUUAACAAUAACAACACAAAUUUGGCCUUAAGAACUGUGUCUGGUGUUCUCAAGAAUCUAGAAGAUGUGUAAACAGGUAUUUUUUUAAAUCAAGGAAAGGCUCAUUUAAAUCAAGUGAAGUUUUAAAGAGAGGAUACAUUUAAUAAAACUGCAAGGACGUCAACGUGGUAAAUACUGUGAAGUACCUUUUCUCACAAAAAGGCAAAUCUUGAAGUUGUUUAUCAACUUCGCUAGAGAAAAACCACUUGGCAUACAAAAUAUUUAAGUGAAGGAGAAGUUUUAUGGUGAACUUACAAUGAAGGGAAAUUGUCGAUGUGUUAUGAACAUCUAAGUCUUUCUUCUUCUUUUUUUUUUUAAUUUGUCAAAGAAGCUUCCACAAAAUUAGAAAGGACAACAGUUCUGAGCUGUAAUUUCGCCUUAAACUAUGGACACUCUAUAUGUAGUGCAUUUUUAAACUUGAAAUAUAUAAUAUUCAGCCAGCUUAAACCCAUACAAUGUAUGUACAAUACAAUGUACAAUUAUGUCUCUUGAGCAUCAAUCUUGUUACUGCUGAUUCUUGUAAAUCUUUUUGCUUCUACUUUCAUCUUAAACUAAUACGUGCCAGAUAUAACUGUCUUGUUUCAGUGAGAGACGCCCUAUUUCUAUGUCAUUUUUAAUGUAUCUAUUUGUACAAUUUUAAAGUUCUUAUUUUAGUAUACAUACAAAUAUCAGUAUUCUGACAUGUAAGAAAAUGUUAUGGCAUCACACUUAUAUUUUAUGAACAUUGUACUGUUGCUUUAAUAUGAGCUUCAAUAUAAGAAGCAACCUUUGAAAUAAAAAAAAGAUUCUUUUUUAAU
Messenger RNA from Galeopterus variegatus (Sunda flying lemur), 3498 nucleotides. RefSeq names its product cadherin 11, type 2, OB-cadherin (osteoblast) (gene CDH11). Gene Ontology annotation, biological process: cell morphogenesis; homophilic cell-cell adhesion; cell-cell junction assembly. Bases 277 to 2667 code for a protein of 796 amino acids. NCBI's taxonomy places the organism in Eukaryota, Metazoa, Chordata, Mammalia, Dermoptera, Cynocephalidae. Gene Ontology annotation, cellular component: catenin complex; plasma membrane; adherens junction. The record is from RefSeq and is a predicted model, not a curated record. The transcript has 12 exons. Gene Ontology annotation, molecular function: cadherin binding; calcium ion binding.